AUGGUCUUCAACAUCAGUAAAAUCGACUGUCUUCAACAAGAAAAGAGCUGGGCCAAUCAAAAUGAGAAGGAGAAAUUACUUGAUAGGAAAGGAAGAGGUCGAAUGUUGCAAGGUGACCAAGCUCCCAAUUCAACUGACAGUGACGCUGAAGUGAACAAUAACCGCAACCAUGGAAGACGUAUAGACGGUCCGUGGGUGUUUGGUUUGAAGAAAGGUUCGGACUGCCGAUAUUUUUACGUUCAAAGAAGAGACCGUGAGACACUUCAGCCUAUCAUUCAGAGAGAAGUCGCUGAAGAUUCAAUCAUUCAUUCUGACGAAUGGCCGGCCUACUCUAAUUUAAACCAACUCAAUUUCCGUCAUUUUACCGUAAACCAUCAGCAGAAUUACGUCGAUCCUAACACUGGAGCACAUACACAAGCCAUUGAAAGAUCUUGGCUUGUUGCAAAGGUUCGUAUACUGAAAAAAAUGAGAGGCUGCAAUCAAAGAACUUUUCAAUCUCACCUUGACUACUGGUGUUGGCGGAUGCUGGGAAAAGAAGCUCCUGGCCUCUUUUUAGCAUUUUUAGCCGAUGUGCGUGCUGUGUAUCGCUAG
Messenger RNA from Macrobrachium nipponense, 591 nucleotides. RefSeq lists its product as uncharacterized. Bases 1 to 591 code for a protein of 196 amino acids. NCBI's taxonomy places the organism in Eukaryota, Metazoa, Arthropoda, Malacostraca, Decapoda, Palaemonidae. The record is from RefSeq and is a predicted model, not a curated record. The transcript is spliced from 2 exons.